GUAACAGCUGCAACUUGUUCAUUCAUGGUAUUUUUCUCCUCUACCAUGUCAGCUGUACAAUACAUACUUCUAGGAAUGGACCAUGUCAAUACUGCCAUAAUCUUUGCAAUUAUUUGUUUAAUUGCAUCACUUAUUGGAUUGGUAGUUGUACAAAGAGCCAUUGAACAUCAUGGGAGAGCAUCACUUAUUGUUUUUUCAGUUGGAAUAGUCAUGGCUUUAAGUACUAUUCUUAUAACAAGUUUUGGAGCUGUUGAUGUUUGGAGGGAUUAUACAAGUGGGAAGUACAUGGGGUUCAAGCCACCUUGUUGAAAAUAAGAGAGAUAAGCAUGAAGUAACCUCCAAACUAUGGCCAAAGUGGCUACGACACACUCCAAUUUCACAGGGGUCCGAUUACCCCACUAACUCAAUUUUAGCGUAUUUUCAUCAGUCUUUGUGCUGAUGUGACACAUUUAUUACAUAAAAUGAGACUCACAUCAAAGGUACCAAGUCAGCUAAAAGGUUGAUAAAAGGUGUCACAUCAGCUAAAAGCUAAAAGGUUGAUAAAAGGUGUCACAUCAGCUAAAAAACUGUCAAAAAUACGCUAAAAUUUGGUUCGGGGAGGUAACAGGACCCCGUGAAGGUGAAGUGUAUCGUAGAAAAUUUUGUCAUAGUUUGAGGGAGGGAUACUAAAUGCUUUUCUCAAAAUAAGAAGGGAAAUACUAAGAGUUGUGCUCGUUUGAAGUCUCAGAUCUCACUAUGUGGGGUUAUAGUGGAUGUACCGGUGUUGUUUCUUGUUUGAAGAGUGCUAGGGGUUUUGCAUAUUUUGUGCUCAAAUUAACAAAUAUAAAUAGAAGCUAUUUGGAGGAUAGUUUUGGUAGAAUUGAAAGAGAGUAUUUGGAGGUAUUUCUGAGUGUGUUUGAAUAUACAUGACGAGUUUCACUCUGAAAAAGAGUUUGUAGAAAUUGAAUAUCUGUAAGUGUAAGAGUUGUUCUUGUUUGAAGUAUCAAAUCCCACUGUGUAAGGCUAUACUGGAUAUUCUAUUGUUGUUACUUAUAUGAAAAGUGCUUAGGGUUUUGCA
Molecule: messenger RNA, 1057 nt
Organism: Capsicum annuum
Lineage: Eukaryota; Viridiplantae; Streptophyta; Magnoliopsida; Solanales; Solanaceae
Product: sulfite exporter TauE/SafE family protein 2
Biological process (GO): protein ubiquitination
Cellular component (GO): Cul4A-RING E3 ubiquitin ligase complex; membrane
Source: RefSeq, a predicted model, not a curated record